AUCAACGAACGGAAUUAUACACUUUCGAUGGAGUCAAGCGAUUUUGAUUCAGAAAAUGUACCACGAGAGUGUUCAGAGCCGGAUUUCGCUCAAAAUGAAUCAACGGGCAAUCUCGCCGAUCUCGACGAGGAUGAAGAUGAAGUGCAAAUGUCUUCAAAAGAAGUGUUGGAAUCGCUUCAACGAGCUUGGAUAAACGAAAAAUUUGCUCCGGAUUUACUUCCCUUUGAAGAUGCACUAGUGGAAAUGGUGAUGAUACAACUGGUGCACAUGGAAGAGAAUUUAGCAUCUGCAGACAAGAACAAUCUACUCUACAUAGUGCACCGGAUGGAAGUGGAAAGAAUAAGGUUCGUGGUGGCAAGUUACUUGCGUUGCAGGCUACAAAAGAUUGAAACUUACGCGUCUUAUGUACUAGAUAGUGAAUCCACCAGGCCACAUAACAAGAAACGGCUAUCGGAUGCCGAGCACAAAUUUGCGGUCGAUUUCCACGAAAGCGUCGAAACGCAUUUCUAUCAGUUGGUUGUGCGUCACAUGCCUCAAAAUCAUCAAGACGAUGAAAGAGUUCGUCGUGUGGGACCAAACCUGGAUGCACAUGUGUUUGCACGCGCUAGGCAGGACGUGGGGGAGUUUUCACUCGGAGGGGGCGAACAUUCUGUAAAUGUUCGAAAAGGUGCCGUCCAUUUGUUCAAAUAUCGCGAUAUAGAAACGUUGGUCACGGAUGGUACCUUGGAACUGAUUUGAAACUGUUGGCAUCUCAAAAUAAUUCACCCUGUGUACAACAAAUUCAAUUUCGUCUUGCUGUGCUGUGUUGUGAGGUGGUUGCUAGGCUACCAAUGUAACUAAGUCGUAACCAAAGCAAGUUUCAACCUUC
This is a messenger RNA of Anopheles coustani, 868 nucleotides long. It is a transcript of the gene Sld5, whose product is annotated as DNA replication complex GINS protein SLD5. The coding region runs from base 28 to 738 and encodes 236 amino acids. Gene Ontology annotation, biological process: double-strand break repair via break-induced replication; DNA-templated DNA replication. The transcript has 2 exons. Gene Ontology annotation, cellular component: GINS complex. The record is from RefSeq and is a predicted model, not a curated record. Lineage: Eukaryota; Metazoa; Arthropoda; Insecta; Diptera; Culicidae.